AUGGCGUCCACGAAGGAGGAGGAUGUUCAGAUGAUGUUGGUGUGCAAGACGCACCUUGGCACCCGCAACGUGGACUUCCGCAUGAAGCGCUACAUCUUCCGCCGCACGGUCGAGGGCAUCCACAUCAUCCACCUGGGAAAGACGUGGGAGAAGCUGAUGGUGGCAGCACGCAUGAUCGUGGCCAUUGAGAACCCCCAGGACAUCAUCGUCGCUUCUCAGCGUCCCUAUGGUUCUCGCGCGGUGCUGAAGUUCUCCCAGUACACUGGUGCCAACCCUCUGGCUGGACGCUGGACGCCGGGCACUUUGACCAACCAGAUCACGCAGAAGUACCUGGAGCCUCGCCUGCUCAUUGUGACCGACCCUCGCACGGACAACCAGGCCAUCAAGGAGGCCGCCUAUGCCAGCAUCCCGGUCAUCGCCCUCUGCGACACGGACUCUCCCCUGGAGAACGUCGAUGUGGCCAUCCCUGCCAACAACAAGGGAAAGGAGUCCAUCGCCCUCCUCUACUGGAUGUUGGCCCGGGAGGUGCUCUACCUGCGUGGCAGCGUCCCCCGCACGCAGCCCUGGGAUGUCAUGGUGGAUUCCUUCUUCUGGCGAGACCCAGAGGAGAUCAUGCAGCAG
Messenger RNA from Symbiodinium sp. CCMP2456, 621 nucleotides. The record is from the annotation of a GenBank genome assembly. NCBI's taxonomy places the organism in Eukaryota, Dinophyceae, Suessiales, Symbiodiniaceae.